CUUUGAGCUUGUUUGUCUUCUCGGUCGCUCGCGACAUGAAAGCAUAUCUUUGAAUAAACGCCCAUACCUAACGAACCAUGUACUACUCGUGAUUGGGACCAUGUGGAAAUUGCAUACCGAUACCUGGCUACAGCGAUGAGUGCGGACGAACAAUCUCCUGCGGCCUCCGAGCCCUUACAGCUGGCACCCACCCCUAUCGCGGAACUUUCGCCAACGGUCGAGCACCUGUCAGAUAGCUGCAUACACGCUGUGGUUACUUUAUUAUGGCCUUACUCAUCGUCGACAAAGUCACUGAGCCUUUUGUUGGCAGACCCGGACGUUCGUCUCCGCCGGUUGAAUGGACAAGUGAAGGUGGUCUUCCAUGGGGUGAUCGCAGAAAAUGUCGCAAAAUCGCAUGUUGGGAUUGGUGACGUCGUUCGGCUUGGGCUGGCUGGCUCAAGGUUUGUGAGCAAGGAGACGGAGGCCCAGACGCCUGGGAAAUGGAUCGCGUGGGAUGUUCAUUUUGACGAUCGUGUAUUCUUGGAGAUAUCGCGUUCCUCCAAGCAUCUUUCAACCGUGAAAGUCGAACCUCCAUCGCCUGCGUCAGCUAAAGAAGCUAUUCCGAGCACGCCGCCGCGCUUACCUGCGAUCACCAACGGCUAUACCCCCAAUGGGCCUGCUAUAUCAACCAUGGGGCUCGGCGCCUGGCAAUCUCCAGCAUUUGCGGGACGUUCAAGGAAAUCAUACGGCGGCCUAGUCGAUUCGGCUUUUGAUCCUUUCGCAGAGGAGGAUGGGUUCGUCCCAGGGAAAGGAAGGAAGCGAACUAGGUUCAGCAUGCACAAUAGUGACUGGCGCUUGAUUGAUGAACCUGAAAGCCCAGGCGAAAAAAACGUCCCGGCAGACUGGGCGUGGAUCUUCGAUGAGGAGGCCAUAUCAGAUAAUGAGGAACAGGCAGCUGGUGAAAGUGAUCAGAAAUCUUUGGAGACAGCACAGGCCCAAACGGAACCCCAGUUGGAGGCUGGAUCACAAAUAGGUGAUGGUGCAGGCGUGGAUACAGUGAUGGAAGAUGAACCCCCGGUGGACUCUGAGCAAGAUCAAGAGCAACAGGUUGACCACCAAGAAAAAUAUCCUCACGCACACGAAGCUCCUCCCAAUAUCGACCAGCAGGCUGAACGUUUUCGCCUAUUCCAUGAGGCGCACCGCUUGGGAUUUGCUGCCCAUCAGCCGACCGAUACACCACACCUAUAUCCUAUUCCGUCCCCUGGUCUACCUAUCCCUUCGCCGUUGGUCACCACCUCCAACAACUCACUAGGAUAUUUUGCCUCUAUUGCGGCGGGCGUACAGUCGCAGUCUCAGAGGUCCGCCGCGACGGGUUCCGAAUUUAAAUUACCUGAAAAUAACAAUCUUUUUGGGGCUGUCACAGAAGCCGUGCCUAAUACGGUUGACGAUCGUUCUAAUAUACCCCCAACCUUCUCAAGCACGAAAGCCGCAUCGGAGUUGGUAUCGCAAUCGGUCGACUCGGCUGUAUCAAGCACUUCGGAUACAUACGUCGAACAAAAGGAAUUAAUACAAGAAACUGCGAACGAUACAGGGGACGACGAAUCAGCAUCGUCUUUUGUUGAGACCACAGUGGAUACUGAGGUUCGUGUCGACGACGCAAGCCAACAGGGAAGCAUGGAAGAGGAUGAGGAAGAUAGCGAGGUAUAUGAUGAAGAUGAGCUAGAAGGAUCGGAAGAGGAAUCGCAAUUGGAAGCAAGCGAAGACGAGAACUUACAAGAUGACGUCUCCGAAUCUGAAUCUGACUCGGAGGACAAGGAUCUUACCGAGGAUUCAUACCCCGAACGCGUGCCGGCCGACAGUGGGCAUGGCACUUUUGAAUAUUUGAAAAGCGGACAUAUUCCUCAAGAUAUCGCCGAAAUCGAAUCGGAGCGCAGAACACGCUCGCCGGUGGCAAUGACUGGUCCUUCUGCGGGCGAACGCGGAUACUCAGCUGAAGAUACCCGAGAAGAACGACGACAUUACGACCAAUACGACGACAGCGAAGGCGAAAAUGGCGAAGAUGAGGAUGACGAAGAUGGCGAAGAUGAGGACGAGGAUGACAAGAACGAAGAAGUUGGCUUGUUCGAUGACGAAGAUUCCGAAGAGGAAUCCGAUGAAUACGAUGAACAAUCCGGCGAAAUGGUUGAAUAUGACAGCGAGUCGGAUGGCAUGUCUCGUGAAAGCCUUGGCCAACAACAACAACCAAUUCCCGGACCGGCACAGACGGAAGUCAUUGUCCUGGAUAGCGACAGCGAAGACGAACCUGCACCUCCAUACUCCCCAGAAGUGAGAAAACAAGAACAGCCAAUCCUGGAUUCCGACAGAAUGCGAAGUCCAGAAAGAUCCGAGGAUGAAAGCUCAGUCUCUGACGAAAUGCCAUACAAUCUCGGGACCGGGGACUCCUCUGAGGUCGAGGAAUCAUCGGAGGAAGAGGAAGAAGGAGCACCAGGCAGCGAUAUGGAGGACCAAGAGGCAGGCAGUGAAAUGGAGGGCGUCGAGGUGGAAUAUGAAGAAGAGGAAAAUGGAGUGAUAGAAGUUCAGGAAGAAGACCAGUCCGAAGGCGAGCAAUCACAAACGGAUGGAAUAGGGAAUGAGGGCGCCGAGCAUGCUGGGGUAAAAGAGAGCAUGGAGGACGACGCACGCGAAGUCCUGCAACCGGGAACGGCUCAGGAGGAGUCGCGGCAGGAAGACACCCGGCAGGAAUUUACCCAACAGGAGGACGUCAAACAAGGGGAUAUCCAGCCGGAGGAUAUUCAGCCAGAAGAUUUCCCAAACACCCACCGGGACGACUCCCGGCAAGAAGAGCCCCAGGUGGAAGACAUCCGAGAGGCAAGCAUCCGAGAGGAAAGCACCCAGGAGGAAAACAUCCAGGAGGAGAACAUCCAAGAGGAAAGUAUCCAUGAGGAAAGAAUCUGGGGAGAAGAUGUUCAUGUGGAGGAUGCCCAGCAAGAACACUCCCAGGAAGAAAUCCUGGGUGAAGAUGUUGAAGGUGCAGAGCCACAAGACCAAGCAAACAUGGAUGAACCUAUGGAAGUUGCCGAGUUCCAGGUGGAUCAAGAACCCGAAAGGACACGGAUGUUCAUGUCACGACAAGGACCUUCCAACUUGGAUGGACAAGGGCCGGAGCCUCUCGAUGUCUUGAACAAAGCAGAAGACACAACGUCACUGCAGAGUCCAGAACCAACUUUCUUUGAUGCCAAUUCGGGUAUUUUGCCAACAACUCAACAGCAUUAUCCAGCUUAUUCUUCUAGUGCUCCAGAUAGCUUUGGACUAGCUAUCGACCCAGCGCUGCAAGAUCUGGGCCCUGUCCAAGGGACAAUGGACAUCGAUGCAGUUCAAGACUACCAUGAGUACCAAGAUGCGCCAAGCCAGGAAGAAAACCACGUUGGAGAUUCAACUCGACAACAUGAUAACGCUGUUUUGUCUGUGAAUGGGUCGACCUCGGAGCAUAAUCAUCCUGACUUUCCCAGCAAAUCGCCCGAUCACUCCAAAGUUCAAAUGCCGUGGACUCCGGAACUCUCUCAAUUAUCGAAACCUGAUGCACAAUUUCCUAUGGAAAUGACCUCAGAUGCCAUUCCACCCACACCCGACGAUACACAGAAGUCAGCUCCACCUAUUGAAGCGCUGCCUCAUGAACCGCCUUUGCAUCAGGAACCGACAGAGGUGAAAGCGGAAGAUUCCGAGAGCAGUGCCUUGGUCCGUGAUGUUGAGGUUCCUGCUCAAGACGAAGUGGAUACGUACCAUAGUCCUAGAGAGCAUCAAACUCCAGACACGGAUUCACAUGACGAUUACGAGUCCAUACACUCGUUAGACAGCGUUGAUCUGGUUGAUAUGAACCGCCAUACCGCUCGUCACCACCGCAAGCACGCUCACUUUGCUUCCCUGGCAACGCUUGUUGACCGCGAAAAUACGCUAACGAACACGAUCUCGAUCGCAACGGAGGUUUAUCCAGUGACCCGCGCCACCUCAGGCACGAACGACUUCUUGCUGGUGCUUCAGCUCACGGACCCAUCCAUGGCCGGCACAACACUACAAGCUCACAUCUUCCGAUCCCACCAAGAAGCGCUCCCAUCACUAGCAGACGGCGAAGCGAUCCUCCUCCAAAAUUUCCGGCCCCAACUCUUCCACCACUCCGUAACGCUCGUAAACACAGACACAAGCUCCUGGGCCGUUCUCAAAUCCGCAGACGGAACCCAAGUAAACGCACCACAAGUCGACUCCACCAGCUACGAAAUGAGCUACGCAACCAAACUCCACAAAUGGUACCGCGAAAUUGGCACGGCAAUGGUGGCAGACAACCAACUCCAAGCCUCCAUCGGCCAAGCCAGUCGCGAAGAGACACCCGAGAGCAACGUCGCAUUCAGCGACCAAGGCAGCGUCUGUUCCCCGUCGCGCGAGUUCCGCAGUGCGUCUUCUUCGGUGUCGCAGCGGAGCUCGAGGCGGCGGAAAUCGCAUCGGAGGAUUACGAUCCAUGAGUUGCGGGAUGGGAGGAUGUAUACGGAGGUUGGGUCGCCUAGUGGAAGGGGGAGUAUACAUGAGUUGAGGGAUGGGACUGUGUAUGCGAAUCUGUGAGCGUUUUCUGAAGUUAUCAGUUGAAUCAAUGUGCAUGUCAUGUCAUUCUUGGAUAUCUCGAUUUUGGCCUGCAAAUCUUAUGAUAUUACUCUCUUAUCUCAGUUC
Aspergillus candidus is the source of this 4695-nucleotide messenger RNA. RefSeq lists its product as uncharacterized. Gene Ontology annotation, cellular component: chromosome, telomeric region. Gene Ontology annotation, molecular function: DNA binding. Bases 136 to 4590 code for a protein of 1484 amino acids. Lineage: Eukaryota; Fungi; Ascomycota; Eurotiomycetes; Eurotiales; Aspergillaceae. The transcript has 2 exons. Gene Ontology annotation, biological process: telomere maintenance. The record is from RefSeq and is a predicted model, not a curated record.